AAAAGGUGAAAUUGAAAAAUAAGAUACAAAAGAAAGCAAAAUUGCUGCGUCAGAGGGCAAUGGGAGGGCACAUGAUGCAUGAACAUAUGCAAUAUUAUGUAUGGGAGGAAAUAUUCGGAUGGUUGAUAACUUGAUAUUAAAAAAAAGGGCUAGUGGGGAAAAAGAUAAUAGUAUUCAUAGAGACUAAUGAUUAAGGGGUUUGUGCAAAGGUUAGGAAACAUUAACCAUUGUUAGUGGUGGAAUUAAUUUUUGAUAUUUUUUAUUCGUGGGUUAGCUACACUACCUGGACUCUUGCUCAUAAGCAUAAUAGUAAAGGUUAAGACAAUAAGAGUUCACAACUAUGAAACAGCAGUUCCAGUCCCCUGUACGAGACUUACUAGUCUCUUUUUUGCGUAUGUUUAGCUUUGAAUCGUAACUCUAUGAGACGUACAAAUACGGUAUUUUGGACAAGAUGGAAGGAUAAAUGGGAACUAAAUUUGGUUGACGACAUACAUGGUGAACUGAAUUUUAUUGGACAAUCGAGGAUCUAAAUAUUUAUAUGUUUAGAUGCGGCGCGUGAUGGGUGAAAGAUGACCAAUCCCAAAUGUCGUGGUCUGGGCGGACGUGGCGUCCUUAUCCUACUUGCCUAUUUAGCUUUCAAUACCCUCCCCACUUGCACCCCUCACUCACGACUAUGCAAAUUGCACCCAGGGUUCCCAGGACGUUUUUGCUGUGUUUUUUAGUGGGCAAAGAAUAAUUAAAUACUAAGCUGUGCUGGUGAAAAAGAAGACUAACCAAUUGAGUUCCGCAUCCAUGGGGACUGCGCAGUGGGCACCCCUUUCCUCCAUUCCAUACGUACACUCCACGCUCUUCUCUGUCACUCUUUUUCUGCAAUCGGAAAAGAGAUUCCGUGAGUAGGAUUCUUUGCCUCAAAGAAUAUGAUUUCUUACAUUAAACAUUGUUUUUUACUGCCUAUGUUCCUCAAUCAUUAAUUAGUCAGGAACAGGAUUAUGGUUUUAUCUUCGCUCUUUUAACAUAUAAAAAAGCUACCAUUGGUAGAUCAACAAGAUAAUCAUUGUUAUUAUCGAAACUAAAGUCAGAUCUAACAUAGAAAAUACAUCUUGUAAACAGAGACAGUGAGACGCGUUACCAUGUUUUCUAUGUUGGUUCAGAAAAAUAAUACUAAUACUACCUUUGGCGUUGGAGAUGAAGGCUUUUACCGUCUCUUUGUCCGAAAGACUGCACUUUUCCAUUAGUUAAUUGAGUAGAUCCAAUAAUGCAGUGGACAGCUCAAGCACCACUUGUUUACCUAACAAAACAGGAUAAGUUUC
Messenger RNA from Rubroshorea leprosula, 1310 nucleotides. The record is from the annotation of a GenBank genome assembly. NCBI's taxonomy places the organism in Eukaryota, Viridiplantae, Streptophyta, Magnoliopsida, Malvales, Dipterocarpaceae.